Molecule: messenger RNA, 1507 nt
Organism: Guyanagaster necrorhizus
Lineage: Eukaryota; Fungi; Basidiomycota; Agaricomycetes; Agaricales; Physalacriaceae
Exons: 21
Coding region: 371-1366 (331 amino acids)
Source: RefSeq, a predicted model, not a curated record
AUUCACUUCACUCACAUGGACAGGCCCUAGGAUUCACUAGAACCGACCAAAUUUUCUAGCAUUCCAUAUUGUCCUUCCUCUUCGAUAAAACUUUGGGAAUGUAUCACCAUUGCAAUCUAGGCGGAUGUACUGUAUUUGCGAUUUUUCGUCAGCACACUCUUAAUCUAGGAUUUAUCCCCUUGGUUUAAGUCUGCCAUCACCUUCUGGGGUUUUCCGAGCUUCUGUCAAUGAACUCUCAGGUCCGACCAGUGAUUCAUGAAGUCGCUCUCGUUAUCUGCGGAGGUUUCCGAUAAUAAAAGAGAAAGAACGCUUCCAAUUCCUGUUGACACUUCCUCUGGCCUAGGAAAAAAAUCUCUUGCCGGUCUUUACAAUGCCUGCUACCCUUCAGAGUCCCGGAGAACAUGACCCAUUGGAUAACACUAUGGGUUCGAUGCUAAUAGGCGUCAUCUUCAGCGCAAUUCUCUUUGGGAUAUCUGUUGUUCAGACCUUAUACUAUUAUAGCCAGUAUCCCAAAGACGCAUGGUAUCUCAAGUCAUUGGUGGCGGCAACCAUUUUUUUCGAUUUAAUACACAUGUUGUUCAUUUCCCACACAAUAUACCACUAUUUGAUAACAGGUUAUUACGACCAGACUGUCCUUACUCGCAUAGUGUGGAGCGUUAUUGUGGAGGCCAUUCCAACUGGCGUCACAGGAUCUCUGGUUCAAUGUUUUUACACCGUUCGCGUGUGGCGUCUCAGCAGGAAAAGUGUUCUUUUGACGGGCACAAUUUUGGUCUUGAUAAUAGCUGACUCGAUAUGCGGCACUGUAUGGGUAGUGUUGGCGUUACUGAGACACACAUACACCGAUCUCCUUCAUAUUUCGCCUCUCACUAUAUCAAUUAAUGGCAUUUCCGCCGCCGCAGAUGUCCUUAUUUCGGCAAGUCUCUGCAUAAUUCUUCAACGGUCAAAGACGGGAUUUCGAACAUCUGAUACAAUGAUCACGAAACUAAUCUUCUUCUUUGUGAACACUGGACUUCUGACGAGCCUCUGUGCAGUAGGCGCAUUACUAUCACUCGCAAUAUCUUCGCAUACGCUUAUCUACGCGUCGUGGUAUUUCUGCAUUGGACGGCUGUACGCCAACUCACUCCUAGCGUCCUUGAAUGGGCGAAACACGAUUCGUGGACAAACAGAAGACAUUGAUCAUAUGCUUCUUUCUAUACCAAGUGCUGUCCUCUCUCCAAGUAGUAAUCCGGGGUCGAAUGGCCAUAGACCCAACGUUUCCAUCAGGGUUGAAACUUCGACACGGAAGGACGUUGAAGCAGAUGAUUCCAGGCAAGACGAUGAUUCACUCGUCAACACGCUGGCUAAUCCGUCGAAGUCGUCUUUGUGAUACUGUCAGUGGUAACCCGUCACUUCGUCGUCACGCCAGGUCAGAAUUCGAGUCACCCUACUAUUACUGUCUACUUGCAAGCAGAGUGUUCAUGUGAAAUGGACAUCAGAGAUAUGGUUCUGCUUCAUGAACGUAUGUGGA